CAGCUCCGCGGCGUUGGCGUUGGCGCUGGCGCUGGCGGCGGGGCGCGGAGCGGGUGCCCGGCGCGCGGAGCAGCCAUGCCCCAGGCCGCCUGCGGGGCAGCAGCAGCGGCGGCGGCCGGGGGCGCCGGGGGCCCGGCGGCGGCGGCCCCGGCGGGACGAUGAAGCGGCAGAACGUGCGCACGCUGGCGCUCAUCGUGUGCACCUUCACCUACCUGCUGGUGGGCGCCGCCGUGUUCGACGCGCUCGAGUCGGAGCCCGAGAUGCUGGAGCGGCAGGUGCUGGAGCAGCGGCAGCAGAAGCUGCGGGCGCUCUACAACCUCAGCCAGGUCGGCUACGAGGAGCUGGAGCGCGUCGUGCUGCGCCUCAAGCCGCACAAGGCCGGCGUGCAGUGGCGCUUCGCCGGCUCCUUCUACUUCGCCAUCACCGUCAUCACCACCAUCGGCUACGGCCACGCCGCGCCCAGCACGGACGGCGGCAAGGUGUUCUGCAUGUUCUACGCGCUGCUGGGCAUCCCGCUCACGCUCGUCAUGUUCCAGAGCCUGGGCGAGCGCAUCAACACCUUCGUCAAGUACCUGCUGCACCGCGCCAAGCGCGGGCUGGGCAUGCGGCGCGCCGACGUGUCCAUGGCCAACAUGGUGCUCAUCGGCUUCUUCUCGUGCGUGAGCACGCUGUGCAUCGGCGCCGCCGCCUUCUCCUACUACGAGCACUGGACCUUCUUCCAGGCCUACUACUACUGCUUCAUCACGCUCACCACCAUCGGCUUCGGCGACUACGUGGCGCUGCAGAAGGACCAGGCGCUGCAGACGCAGCCGCAGUACGUGGCCUUCAGCUUCGUCUACAUCCUCACGGGCCUCACGGUCAUCGGCGCCUUCCUCAACCUCGUGGUGCUGCGCUUCAUGACCAUGAACGCCGAGGACGAGAAGCGCGACGCCGAGCACCGCGCGCUGCUCACGCGCAACGGGCAGGCGGGCGGCGCGGGCGCGGGCGGCGCGGGCGCGGGCGGCGGCGGCGGGGCCGGGCUGGGCGCGGCCGCGGGCGCGCUGGGCAGCGCGGGCAGCGCGCACACCACCGACACCGCCUCGUCCACGGCGGCCGCGGCGGCGGCGGCGGCGGGCGGCGGCUUCCGCAACGUCUACGCCGAGGUGCUGCACUUCCAGUCCAUGUGCUCGUGCCUGUGGUACAAGAGCCGCGAGAAGCUGCAGUACUCCAUCCCCAUGAUCAUCCCGCGGGACCUGUCCACGUCCGAUACGUGCGUGGAGCAGAGCCACUCGUCCCCGGGGGGCGGCCGCUACAGCGACACGCCCUCGCGCCGCUGCCUCUGCAGCGGGGCGCCGCGCUCGGCCAUCAGCUCCGUGUCCACGGGCCUGCACAGCCUGUCCACCUUCCGCGGGCUCAUGAAGCGCCGCAGCUCCGUGUGACGGGCGGCGCCGCGCGGGGCCCCGGGCGCCGGGGGGCGCGCGCAGGGCGCGGGCUGGCCGGGGGCAGCCGUCCCCUCCCGCUCGCCCUCCGUCCCCCCUCUCCGACUGUGCCUGCUCGCACCAGCCGGCAGGAGCCCGGGCUCUGAAGACCCCAGGAGCCCCCAUCCUUGCCCUGCGAAGUCCGAGAAAUGUGAAAUUUGCGGGGGGCGCGAGGGGGAGAGGGUGGAAGGCGGGAGCCGGGAGCCUCCCAUCCCCCUGGAAGCCGAAGGAGCUCCCCAGUGCCCCGGCGCCCUGCUGGUACCCAGACCUCGGCCCUCCCGUCUGCCCCCCGCCGGGAGGGGACUCGGUGUUCUGUGUGUGUUUGCGUCUCUAUUUAUACCUCUGUCCUGCCAGGUCUCCCCCGCCCCGCGCCAGCGCGUCCUCGUCUGGGUCACCCCAACUCCGUCCCUCCCCCGGUCUGCAUCCCCUGCUGUCUCCCCUCUCCUGCUACCCUCCGUAGUGGUGUGCAUGGCUUUGCAGUUAUGGAAAAAGGGGGAAGCCCCCAGACCCUAGAAGUGACCCCAGAGGGCAGGCAGACAAGAGGGAGAGCCCACAGGCUGCAGCAGCCAGAGCUGGGGUGGGGGACAGUGGCCCACUGACCUGCAGGGUGGUCCUGCUGGCCAGCAGUGAGCGUUGACUGGCCCCCGAUGAUCUUUGUAGGGGUGAGGGAGAGGGGUCAUCCAGCCUUCCAGACACUGCCCUUGGGAAGCAAACCGACCUGAUCCUGACCCCUCCACCUCAGAGCUGCUGGCCAUGACCCACUCUCCACGCUCUAGAAUGAAUUUCAAGUUCUGAUCACAGUGCCCUGCCUACUCAUUCCUGUGA
Sorex fumeus (smoky shrew) is the source of this 2282-nucleotide messenger RNA. It is a transcript of the gene KCNK3, whose product is annotated as potassium two pore domain channel subfamily K member 3. Gene Ontology annotation, biological process: stabilization of membrane potential; potassium ion transmembrane transport. The record is from RefSeq and is a predicted model, not a curated record. Gene Ontology annotation, molecular function: potassium ion leak channel activity; open rectifier potassium channel activity. NCBI's taxonomy places the organism in Eukaryota, Metazoa, Chordata, Mammalia, Eulipotyphla, Soricidae. The transcript has 2 exons. Bases 159 to 1418 code for a protein of 419 amino acids. Gene Ontology annotation, cellular component: membrane.